UUAGUAAUGUGCAAUGGAUAGAGCCUUUCUUUCAAAUCCCAGGGCAGCAGGUCCUUCAAGGCUAGCAUUGCAUUUUCAAUUAGUUGCUGAGUGAAUGCUUGGCCUGUGUAUUAGCGAAGAGGCACACAAUUAGCUUGUUAUUCCUCUCCGUAUUGUGCUGAGCGGAUCCCAAGGACUGGUGGGGGAACAGGCAAGCCGGACACCACUGGAUGUUGAAGAAGGGAGUUACUCAAACCUCGGCAUCUUCACUUGCUCAGUCUGCAAUUACAGCCGUUUGUUACGAAGCACUGUGUGUGGCUUGGUGGGGUGUGCCUAAGGAAAUACAUCACGGAUACCACUUGGGGUUAGGCUUUCUGAGCUCUUUUCAUCUUUGACUAAUUCUCAGCACUGUCAUGGAGCCCAACAGCCCCAAAAAGAUACAGUUUGCUGUACCUUUAUUCCAGAGUCAGAUUGCACCUGAGGCAGCAGAGCAGAUCAGGAAAAGAAGACCUACACCAGCGUCACUUGUGAUUCUCAAUGAACAUAACCCCCCAGAAAUAGAUGAAAAGAGGGUGACCAACACACAAGAACCACAGAACGCGUCCCCGAAGCAGAGGAAGCAGAGCGUGUAUACACCGCCCGCCAUGAAAGAUGCUGCGUUGCAAAUGUCUGCUCACUAGCCCCUCCCAAUGGCCUGCUGUGUCUCAAACUCAAUCCACCUACAACUUCCUGCGUUUUCUUUCUCAAACAGGACCCACUGGCUUCUCCAGCUCUUAGAAAUAGCACCACUGUCUCCCAUCUCUAAAGAUUCUAAACCUCAGUAUCACUCAGAUCUCCUCCUUUGUUGUCACAUUUAAGAAGCCACUAGACUCGUCCUACACAGUCUACUUGAGAGCAGUUCACUCAUUCUAUUCACUUGAUCCCUUACAGUGUACCUUAGCAUGGUUCAUCUGUUGUAUUCUCACUUAUUCCUUUCCUGGUCUGGCCCUCUUUAAUAUUCACACAGAAGAAAAAUAGAACAAUACAUAGUAAAUCACAGUGAGCAUCCACACGUGCACAAACACGUAAACACAGAAGUACUGCUAUUUUUCUUUUAAUUUAGACUUUUGUGCUUUCAACUAGAUCUUUUGUGAUUUCAAUGAAAAAUAUGGAAUGUAAUCUAUAAAUAGCCUUAUUUAUUGGCUCUGCAUAUGAAUGACUCCAUUGAAGAAAAAAGGUUUGAAGGGAAAAAAAGAUAUUUCAUAUAUAUAAAUUGAAGUUAUACUUAUCCAUAAAAUUUUUAUAAACAACUAAAUAAGGAUCUUGUAAAAGUUUUCAGCACAGUCUCUGUCUAAACAUUAUUACAUACAAUUUUAGGAUCACAUUGGCACAAAUUCUGUAAAAUUCCUAUUGCAAUGUUGCUUUAUUUGAUGGUUUGCUUCAUUUAAAUUAUAUUCUAGAUUCUGUGGGCUUUCAGCAAGGAAGUGUGGUUUGAGUGCAGAAUUUGGUUUGUAACAUUGUUCCAAACAGAGCAGCAAGUGUAGUAGUCUUCCUGAGUGCAGUGCCACCUACUGCCCAAAUUUAUAAAAAUGCAGAGGAAAGUGAGACUUUUAAUAGUGAGUGCUCAAUGGAUUGUAGCUGUCAGUAUUAUAUGAGUUUUGUUUAUGUCUUAGUUUCUAGGUGAAUAAGGAUAAAGAGCCUUAACCCCUUUUCAUUCUUCCAAAACGGGAUACAUUCCAUUAUGGUGCACAAGUUAUAUGAAGCAUCUGGACAGGAAGUGACAGAACACUGUGAUAGAAACUCUUUCUGUCCUUAUAUUUCUCUUACUAGAAUAAUUAAUACAUAUGCUGCCCCUAGUCUGUGCUGAACUGUAAAGGACAUUGUAUCAGAUGAUAGUGGUCACUCAGUUAAAUGAAGGAGAGUCCACUAAUUCUGAGAUACAACUACCAGAGUUAAAAUACAGGUGAGCUUUACUUACUUCUGCGUGCCAUAGGUACAUUUUCAAAAUUUGGUCAUCAAUAAAAACUCUUGCACUUAGCAGGACUUACACUAACUGUGUCUUGUAUGUGGUCAGAAACACUCAGACCACUCUUCACAAGCACCUAGCACCCAUGUGAGGUAAUGCCCAUUUUACUAUGGUGACAAACUUUCUUAUGUGCUUAUUACCAAAUUUUAUGCUCACAUAUUAAGUCAUAAAUGUCAGGGAGAGAACUUGCAUGUACAGAAAAUUGGAAAAUCCUGUUCCCAACAAGUUCUCACUGUAUACAAACAUAUAUAUGUGCUUAAAGUCUUUAAAAAACCCCUCUUUUUUUCUACCAAUGGCUUAAAGAAAUAAAGAGAAAGCAAUUACUCUGACAAAGCAGAUGCAGCAGAUUGAGAUUUGAACAGAAUUAUUAUUAUCCUUUAUGUAGCACUCUGUUUCCCAUAAUGACACACAAUGAUGUUGUUUAAGAAUCUUAUGAUAUAGUCAGGUAUUCUCACUUCAGCAUGCAAAGAAUAGAAACAUACUCAUAAAGUAAUGGAUAAAUGCAUGCAGGUGAAAUUGAAGAUCAUUUGUCUGUAAAGUGACAGGACUUAAGUGUUCAAGUAUGUUUCAGAAUAUUUCUGACAGAAUAUAAUGCACAUUGCAUUUAUUUGGCAUGAAUCACAGUUAUAAUGUUAUCCUGAGGAAUGAAGGUCCUAGUCUUGCUGAAUUUCAGCCUGCCCUGGUAAGAGAGCCUUAGUUGUAAGGGAGGCAUGGUUGUGAGCACAGAAUUCAUCCUGAUACACACAUUUAGUUACUGCAUUGCUUUUACUGGCUCAGAAGAACAUGGAUUCAAUAGGUCCUGAGUAUGUGCUGAUAUUCUGGUAAAAGAAAUAAAAAUUUCAGGCUGGGAAGAGCAGUUUUAAUACAUGUAUUGUCAGGCCUUGAAGUCCUCAGCAAUGUUAUAGGGGAACCUCAGAAAUCAUCUGUACAUGAAGAGGGAUAGGGCCUCCCGUCUUGUGUUGUCCCAGAACACCCGUACCUUGGUGACAGGACUGCAUUACAGAGCAUACGAGGCACCAAUGAGAAACUCAGCACCUUGGAGUCUGGUGACACCCAGUGGGAGACCACAGCACCUAUUGGCACAGAGUCAAUACAUCCCAACUGGGAUGCACUGAUGUGUGAACUAGGGAGGGCCAGAGGAGGCCGUGGGACAGGAACGGAGCGCAGUAGGUUUUCGAAGGGACUUAGUUGGCUUCAACAGUCAAGAAGCUUUGAGGGAUUUGUGACACGAGGAUCUCACUAAUCCUGCAUGUUGCUCAAGUCUAGAAAAAGUCAAAUUAGAAAAAAAGGGAUUAGAGUUUUCAUACUUUCAAUCGUAUAGAGGUUUUGGUGUGCAUCUUACAAACAUCACAGUUCAAUAAUUAAAAGGAAAAUUAAUUUUUCACUACGUAUUUUAUUUUUCAAGCUAUCAUACACAUCCAUUUCCACACACAUAAACGUGUACACAUAGUGCUGUUCAAAAUAGUAAAAGGUUUUGAAGAUUCAUGGGUAGUUACUAAUAUUUUUCUCUAAAAUAUUCACCAGUAUUUUAUGCAGCCUUCCCCUCUUUACUGCUAUUGGACUAUCAGUAUGUAUGGGCCAAAGAUGGUCUCUAAGAUCAUUUUAUAAGAUCAUUAAGUUCGGCUUUAAUUCACCUUUGACAAAAUGAGAAAUGCCUUGUCUUCCAUCGAAUCUAGCUUCUCACACUAAAAACAAUCCCCUGAAGAAUUGGCUGUGUGUAAUGUUAUUCCUGCCUAAGGCAACUGUCUGCUCUGACUGCGGACAGAAUCGACCCCACUUAUAUUUGUUCGAGUUCAAAUAUUUGUAGUUUAUAUCCAGCGAAUACAUGAUCCUGCAACAUGCCACGGGGGAAAUUUUAGAGACAGAGGAAGAAGCUGAUCAUAUAACACACGUUUGUUCCACUUUGUCCUCCAGUAUCUGUUAGGUUUUUGGUCAAAUGAAAAUGUACUGCUAAAUACUUAGAGAAGGGAACUCUAGAUGGGUCAUAGAUUAAAAUUUCUAAAUGAUACCAUAAAAUAACCUAGAAGACAAUGUGGAUACCUAUAAGUCUGGACAAAUAAAUAUAUUUAGAAAAUAUAUGUAAAACAUAAAUAAAAAGUGUUGUAAGCGCUCACAAAGACAGAAGUAAGAAACCAUGAAGGAGGGCGACUCAGAAUGCUAUAGAAUUUUUAAAAAUUUUAAUUUGCAUGAGUGCAUGUCUCCAGUACACCAUGAUCAUAUCUGUCAUGGGGAGUUGAUACGUGUGCGUAACACAUCUCAAUUUCUUUUUAUGUCCCUUUCCUUCUCUUUUUGCCCCUCUUUUUCCCUUUAUAGGCCUCCUCUCCAUUUCCAAAAGAUCUGAUAAGUAAGUGACAAGUGAACAGGAUGUUGUCAUUAACAUAUCUAGAGCUCCCUUAAGUCAAGGAAAAAUAACACUGAUUUUAAAGAAAGAUGAAAAUGUGUGAAUAGGCACUU
Messenger RNA from Fukomys damarensis (Damara mole-rat), 4438 nucleotides. It is a transcript of the gene Ppp1r1c, whose product is annotated as protein phosphatase 1 regulatory inhibitor subunit 1C. Gene Ontology annotation, biological process: intracellular signal transduction. Lineage: Eukaryota; Metazoa; Chordata; Mammalia; Rodentia; Bathyergidae. Gene Ontology annotation, molecular function: protein phosphatase inhibitor activity. The transcript is spliced from 5 exons. The coding region runs from base 393 to 659 and encodes 88 amino acids. Gene Ontology annotation, cellular component: cytoplasm. The record is from RefSeq and is a predicted model, not a curated record.